AUGGCUGACAAAACCAGGAUGAUGAAGCCUUCAAAGCGGAUUCUUAUUGCAUCAAGGGCUGAGCUGGAAACAAUGAAAAUGAAACCAAAAGUCCUUCUGGAAAAGGAGCAGAAACAGAUUGCAGAACAACGAGAAGCAUUUGCUAAAAGGGCUAAAGAAGUUAAAGAAGCCAUGAUUAAAAUGGAUAGAAAACGAAACGCAAAGGAUGUUUUAUUGGAGCAACGAGCACAAAGCGACAUUGAAGCUGAUGCAGGAAUUGCACAAAAAAAGGCAGAUAUGGAAGAGUUCAGAAAGAAGUGUCUGGAAGAACUGGAAGAGCGCCGGUUUCAUCAAACAGAGCAAGCUGCAAAAUUCAAUAGAGGAAUCCUGUCGUCACACAUGGCGCAGGUGAAUAAAACCCUCAUCGAAAUUAAAAAAACUAAAGAGAAAGAGGCCAAAGAAGAAGAGAAAAAGUUCUGGAGAAAGAAAGAGGCUGAAAACAAAGAAGCCCUUCAACAAGAGCAGGAGAAAGCUCUUCAGAGAAGACUUAAAGCCCAGGCUCUCGCUGAAGAACACAGACAGAAAAUCAAGGAGAAAGAACUGCUUAAAGAACAAGAAAAAAUGGCCCAAAAGAAACAGGAAGCUGUUUCUUUUGGGCCGAUGGCGAUGAGUGAACAGGAGAAAAAACAGUUUGUAGAACAACAAAGGAAAACCCUUUUGAAAGAAAGAGAAGAUCAACUGUCCAUGAAAAAGGAAAUAAGAGAAAAAGAGGAGGAAAGACAGAAGCUGGAGGACAGUAAAAUCAAAAUUGUUCAGAAAGAGCACGCAGAGAAAGCUGCCCAAAAUAAAUCUGAACAAGCUGAGAAGUUUGCAAAACUGCAAGUCCCGAAGCACAUGGCCAGGGAGAAACUGGCAGACAUGAAGAAGAAGCAGAGCGCUGACGAGGCCCUGAAAGAGGAGAGGCAUCUGAAAGCCGUGGCAGAGAAAACUGCCAAAGACCAACAGGAGAUCAAAAUGAAGGAGAUAAAGAAGGCAGCAGAGCUUCAGUCCAUCGCCAAUCACAGAGAAACUGUAAGAAAAGAACAGCAGCUGAAGAAAACGGUGGCCAAAGAGGAAAGCCUGGUCCAUCUGAAAGAACUGAAGGAAGCUGACAGGUUGUUUCAGGAGAAGGAACAACUGGAGGCAAAGAGCAGAAGAGAAAAGUGCGUCAAGGUCAAAGAGGAAAAUAAAACUCUCAUAGAUGAGAAACGUGCCCAAAAGCAGAAGCUGGAGCAGGAGGACAAGGCAUUUGAGAAGAAGCAAGCAGAAACCUUCGCUGAGAAGGAGCAAAAGUUCCAACGAUACGUCAAGGAGGAAUUAGACAAAGCUUUAGGGGGAGGACAGACUUCUCGUCCUCUUCUUUUAGCUUUGCGGGCAGGGGAUGUGAAGAGAACGAGCUUCUUUUCAGUUCAAGGCAAUGUGUUGCCCAGCUAUUCCACUGCUGAAACCCAGGAGAUGAGGGAACAGCAGUAUCACAAGAAGCUACAGCUUGGGACUGAAGUUCUUCCUCAGGUGACCAAUGAGGUCAAUCAGCAGGAGACCGGGCGGCUGCUGACAAAGAGAGACUGCCUGGCUCCCACUAUGCUGAAGACCCCAAAGACGAGCAGCACUGAGGUUCUACCGCAGGUGACCAAUGAGGUCAAUCAGCAGGAGACCGGGCGGCUGCUGACAAAGAGAGACUGCCUGGCUCCCACUAUGCUGAAGACCCCAAAGACGAGCAGCACUGAGGUUCUACCGCAGGUGACCAAUGAGGUCAAUCAGCAGGAGACCGGGCAGCUGCUGACAAAGAGAGACCCCAAUGAGGUCAAUCAGCAGGAGACCGGGCGGCUGCUGACAAAGAGAGUCCGCCUGGCUCCCACUAUGCUGAAGACCCCAAAGAUGAGCAGCACUGAGGUUCUACCGCAGGUGACCAAUGAGGUCAAUCAGCAGGCGAGCGGGCGGCUGCUGACAAAGAGAGUCCGCCUGCCACCCAUCAUGCUCAAGACCCCAAAGACGAGCGGGAUGAGCAGGACCUCAAAAGACACAGGGGCAAGCGUUGACCUCCCACCACUCCCGUCUCGUGCUAUGAGGCGCUGA
Thalassophryne amazonica is the source of this 2094-nucleotide messenger RNA. RefSeq names its product trichohyalin-like. The record is from RefSeq and is a predicted model, not a curated record. Bases 1 to 2094 code for a protein of 697 amino acids. NCBI's taxonomy places the organism in Eukaryota, Metazoa, Chordata, Actinopteri, Batrachoidiformes, Batrachoididae. The transcript has a single exon.